Molecule: messenger RNA, 453 nt
Organism: Parnassius apollo (apollo)
Lineage: Eukaryota; Metazoa; Arthropoda; Insecta; Lepidoptera; Papilionidae
Source: the annotation of a GenBank genome assembly
AUGAAAGAAUCGCAAGAACAAUUGUUGAAUGCCAAAAAAGAGAUUACCGAGAUAGAGAAUCAAAAACGACAACUUAGCAUCAAGCUCACUACUCAAAGGGAUAAAGAACAGCUUACAUCUCGCGACAAAACUGAAAACAAUAAAAAAAAUAAUGCAUUCACCAAACAGAAUAUCUUCAUUAUGGGGACGCAACAGUGCAUUGGUCUCGCGGCAGAACUCACUAAGUCAAGAAUGAAUAGCAGAUACGAGGACUACCAAGUAACAGCGUUCAUCAAGCCAUUUGCAUCUACGGAAGAAGUCCUAAAGAUAUGUACCAAUUUAAAGGUAGACACAUACGAUAAGUUUACUCGAAAAAUAAAGGGUGACAUCAUCAUCAGAAGAACUGAGAAAAUUCCAAUAGCAAGUAAACUGCCCGUUACCGCGGACUUACGGCACGAUGGCGGCAGUUUGUAA